This is a messenger RNA of Dimorphilus gyrociliatus, 4257 nucleotides long. NCBI's taxonomy places the organism in Eukaryota, Metazoa, Annelida, Polychaeta, Dinophilidae. The record is from the annotation of a GenBank genome assembly.
UAACAAACUGUCUUAGGGUCAAUUAAAGAUUGGUUCUUAAAAGACAGUGUAUUAAUAUCAAAAGUGAAACGAAAAGAAUAUAUCUUUAUGAAUGAAUAAUCGAAUCUGACACAACGUUAUCUGUUAUCAUACUGAAUUAAAAUGAUUGUAAUGAAAAUGUUCAAUUUAAACGGCUUCGAGAUGAGUUGGUUAUUUCAUCUCGGUUUUCUUUUCCUAUUUCUCGGUGAUGGUCAGUGUUCUACGCUAAUUGUUCACAAUAUAUCCAUUCCGUGUGGUACUCUAAGAUCACUACAUCCGCAAUAUUCUGAAGUAGAGUGGACUCGAGAGGAUAAGCUGAACUACUUGAAAUAUUUUGAUUCGGGUAUAGUGGCUGAAAAUCAGAGAGAAGCCGAUGAAAAUUUCAGAGAUUUAAUUAAUUCUCGUGAAACUUUACAGAGUUUAACAGAAGUGUCCGGAAUGACUAUAUUGAAAAGAUCCGAUAUCAUUUCCGCUUUAAAAGAGAUUAAGGGCCAGAAUAAAACGUUUGACGGACUCUCGCUUACAGAUACGAAACUAACAGAUUACUGUCGCCCAAGAGGUCGAGAGAACGAUGGUUACCUACAUUUAUGUACUGAAUGUGCUGGGACCACUCGAUUGGAUUCGACUCAAUAUUGGCCAAGUAUUUUGAAUGAAGCUUAUUGUCACCCAUCAGAAACUGGAUGUAUAACAAUUGCAAAUAGUAAUCAUGGAAAGUGCUUUACAUCUUUAAGUAAUGUUAAUUUACUGAGGAGGAGGCAAGGAUACUGCACCUUAGUCCUAAAAGGAGGUCAGACCGUUAUCAUGCACGCUUGGAGGAGGGAAAUGAUACCUAUUAAAGUUGGGUGUGAAUGUAUGGUAGAUAGGUUGUCAUUUUUGGCAAACUAUAUUCCGAAACCGAGAAUGAAAUCGAAUGAAAAUUUGCAAUAAUUCCAACGCAUAUUUUUCCGCUAAGGAAGAUAAGGAAUGAACAUGUUCUAAAGGAUAAAAAUCUUUUCCAAUGACCAAAAUUAUUCCUUAUACUUUCGGUAGUGAUAAUACGUAAUACAGAUUAUGAUUUUAUUGAGAUAGAAGCAGGAAACCAUAUUGUAAAAUUGUAUUGGUUAUAUUAGUUUUUACGAAUUAUCUUCCUUUCCUCAAAUGCGUACUUUUUAAGUAUUCAUUUUCUAUAACAGUUUUACCAUUACCUUUCGAUAGAUAGAAUAUUUUCUUAUAAUCAAAGUAUAGUCAAAAGGCCUUUAAACAAAUUAUAGACUAGAUAUUCAAUCAUUAGAUAGUUAAAGAAGAAAUAUAAUUAUUAAAAGGUGAUUUGUCAUUUUUUGAACUCGAAUAACCUUUGUAAUCUGUUAUAAUUUAUACUGUAUAUUGUAUGUUAUGCUUUAGAUAAGCUUCAUUUUAAAAGCUCUAUUAUAUAAAUCUUAAACUGUUUUUUCUUUCUUAUCAUUUGACCGAAUUAGAGAACGAAAAGAUAGGACAGAACAAAAGAAAAUCAAUGAGUGGACUAACAGUACUAGAAAAUAAAAGUCUGUUCAUAAAAGAUUAUUCUUUUUACCAGUAAAGUAAUAUAUACUGAAUAUUAUAUAUAUAGUUUAUAUAAUUUCUAUUAUCUUGAUAAAUUGCCUAUAAGUUUGACACUAUGCGCAUCCGAAAGACAUUCAUAAAAAAGGGUGAAGGCGAAGAUAAAGGGAGGGAGAACUUUUAAAUAGGUUUUGUUUGGACGCUAAAAAUAGGUCUUAGAAAGAAAAAAUUGUCUACAAUAUUUCUAAUUGAUUAUUUCCCCCAUCCUAAAAAAAAAAAAUUUCAUACAGAACACGAGUAUCAAAGAAAUACGUAUAAAACAUUGGUUUGGUUCAUUCCCUUUCAAUAAAAGGAUAUAGGAUUGGAAGCUGUAUAAAAGAAAAAAAAAUUUACAGUUUUAUAUGUAAACAAGUACGUUAGCAAAUAAACAACGUAAAUAAUAAUACUGGAAAAAUGUCAAAACUAUGAUUUUAUGUCAUAUUACCGUGUAAAUAGGCUAUUACAUUAGCAAAAAUCUAUUAAAUUUGAAGAGGCACUUUUUGGCAGAAAGAUGCUUUACGAUCUCUUCAAAAGAGCAUUAAACUAAAUACGAAUAUAUAAUCAGUAAAUAAAAUACGUAACAAAGUUUUUAGAAUGUUUUCGAAUCUUUUCUUGUUCUUUUAUAUCAGACAAGAAAGAGAGAAAAUUCUUUAAUAUUCCUGCUAUUACAGCCGAAUUAAUUUAAGAACGUUUGAGGUAAUUAGAAAAAGUAUUUAAAAGACAUUUGAAGAGUAUAAUAUCUAGCUUAUAUUGUAAUAUAUUUGUUAUAUAAUAUUAAACAUAGCGGAAUAGAUCAAAUUUAUUACUGAAAUAUGUCCAAGAGAUUUAUGGAGUUUAUAAUAUGAAGAUCAUGAUAUUAGAGUAGAAGAAAAGUGUUGUGUAAAAUGGAUAUUACUAUACUACUGUCUCUUAUGACUUAUAUUAACAUGACAUGACUUAGCCAUUGUAGAAAUAUUCUAUUUUCUUUUAUUUAUUAAAAAACAAGUCAACGGAGAAAGAAAAACAACACAGUAAAGAAUAUAUAAUCUUAUGUUCUAUAGAUUGUCUUGUUUAAUUAUGUAACAACUACUUAGCUGUAAAUUCUCAUAUAGUAUCCUCUUGGGAGUCUUUAUUCUCUAUCAAAUUUUUACCUAAACAAAAUAAAAUUAGCUUAUAAAAUGUUAUUCUUUGCUUUUUAUCAACAAUACAGCAAAUGAAACAAUUAAAUCCAUAGUAUAAAAUAGCUGAUAGAUCACUAAGAGAAGCCAUAAAGCGUAAUUUUGAAAAAGUCUCUUUCAAUUCACCUGGAUUCCAAGGGAUCAAAAUAAAUCUAAAAACUUGUGAUGGAGUUUGUAGAAUGAGAAAGAGAAAUGCGUUAAUACAGACAAGAUAAACUGCUCUUUUUACAGCUCUUCUCGUACUUUUGAAUCUUAUUCUUUCGGAUUUUAAUUCAUUUAGAAUAACUAUUAUGCAGAACACAAAAAUAAGUAAUGGUAAAAAGUAGCCCAAAAUUAACCAAAGCCAAGAAACAACUUGCUCAGGCAACCCCAUGAACCAGCCAAUGUCUAGUAGGUAUAAAACUUCAGAUUUCAACUUCCCUCUGUAUAAUCUGUACCUGUACUUAAACAUCAUUGGAAUGUGACCAAUUGUAACGGUAACAAGUAUUAGACUUAAUGUCAACCAAAGAUUUCUCGUUCUGACGAAAACAUGAGCUCGUUGGAUCUCUCUUAUGCAAAUCAUUUGGGAUAUUACAGUAACCAUUGCUAACCAUAUUCCUAGAUGACUGAAUAAGUAUUGCAACGCUUCUCCAUAGAGACGAAAAAAGAAAUUAAAAGAUUUAUAUUCAAAGACAAAAAUUGUUCUAUGGCAGAACAUGUACGGUAUUAAUAAAAGGCUGGUUAGACAAUUGCAAGUUGACCAAGCGCAGAAUAAGAAAACAGUUGCCUUUUCUAUGGCGUAUCUAGAUUUUGUAGUUGGUGUCAGAUUUCUUUUAAAUUGAUUUCUUAAAUGAGUGUAGCGAUAAGAAAAUAUAAUAAGAUUAACCAGAUUACUAAUUAUUCCAAUAAUCGAUAUGAUAGGGAUAACUUUAUUAUAGAUAUUUGAGUCCAUACUGUCAAACGAUGAAUUUAAGGUGCUGACUGUUGGUAAAGAAAAGUAGAAAUAUGUAUAAGAGAUAAAAAUUUGAUUACAUAAAUUCUCUGUCUAAAGAGAGGAUAAUAUGCAAAACCAAUUUUAUGGUCAUCAAAGCCUUUCCAGUCUAAUAAAUUCAAUCGUAUUAAAGGAUCCCGCACUUCCUGUCAAUUGAACCCUGACAACUGUCUCUUGUUUUUUAGUGUGAUACUUUGUUCGUUAAUAAUUAUGUUGUUAAACUUAAAUAAUAUAUUCUCUAGUCAAGUCAUUCAUAAUAAGCCUAUUUUUUAACUUUAUAUCAUAACACUAAACAAACUGAUUGACUUUUCAAGUAAUAUAAACUAUUUCAAUUUUUCUUCAAUUUGUAAAACAGACUUAAUAAGAUUGGCCAACAGCAAUACAUUUGUCUAAAACCAAUUUUAAAAUGUAUUCUACUACUUUAUUUGGUUAGUAGAGAUAGUCUUUUUAAUAUUUUAAUAGGAGUUAUUAUUAUAGACCAUCCAGUGCGAUGACUAAAAUAUAAACACAAAAUAAUAAAUUAUACAGCAUUUGACUAUUUACUAUUUUAACGUUUCU